CGAUUAUUAUGUAAACAGUAAAGAUGGCGGCCCGCUGCGGGCUCCGUGCACUGCUCGGUCAAACGGUGAGCUGCUUCAGGUGUUCGGGUCACCUGAGAUGGAUCUCCGCUGCAGACAGUUUGGUCAUGAAGCCUGUCAGGCAUCACAGUGUGUCUGUGAACUCAGAGUCUGUGGCGGGAAAGCGCUCAGCAUGCUGGGUAACCGUGAGCGGCCAUGAAUCCACCAGGAGAACCUUCCAGAACCCACAGCGUGGAGGAGCAGCGCUGUGGGCAGCACUCGCCUUUUCGCUGUUCAGCAGCUCUGAAGAAGAUCAACGAGAUGAAGCUGAGAGGAAGGAGGACGAGAUGAUCCUGCUGCUGAAGAAGGCCAAGCUCAGCAUCUAUCGAGAUCAGCUGCAGGCCGCCUCGGGGUUCCUCCAUCAAGCCGUGGUUCUAGCCCAUCAGAACCACAACAACCAGGCCAUCAUCUACACCUACAGCCUGAUGGCAAACUUGGCCUACGUUCAGGGUCAGCUGGACAGCGCAGAGAAACUCUUCAAAGCAGCGAUGAGCUUCAUGCUGGCAGGCGGGACUCCAGAGGAUGACAACGCCGUCGUCGAGAUGUCUCUGAAACUCGCCACCAUCUAUGCCGAGCAGAACAGGGUGGAGCUUGCAGAACAUGGUUUCAGGUUCUGUACAGAGUCUCUGGAGGCCAAACUGGAGAAACACAAGGAGCUGCAGGAAGACGAGCAGACAGAGGAGCAGGAGGCUCUGAGGAAGGAGACCCGCCUCCUGCUUGGUCUGUGUUUGGACUCGAGGGCUCGAUACCGAGCAUCAACUCUGCACCUGAAGCAGGCAGGACAAGACUACCAGGACGCCCUGAACAUCUGCCGCCAGGAGCAGGGAGAGACACACCNNCAGACUCUGGUGCUGAUGAGCGACCUGGCCACCAUCUUGGACCUGCAGGGUCGUCAUGACGACGCCCUGGUCCUGGUCCAGCAGGCGGUGGAUCUGAGCCGCUCCGUCGGACACCCGGACCAACACGUGCUGCUGGGAAACAUGGCCGGCAUCCUGCUGCACACAGGACGGCUGGACGACUCGGUCCGGUUCUACCAAGAGGCUCUGAGCCUGGCCCAGCAGGCCGGAGACCAGGAGACUGUGGAGCGGAUCCAGGAGGGGCUGAAGGAGGUAAAGAAGAGGAGGAACCAGGAGAGGACGGAGGACGGGAAGUCGGCCACACAAUGACUGAGGAGGAUGAGGGUUUAGAGAUGGAGAGCCUGAAGACCAGAACCCGGACUGGGUUCGGUCUGCAGGAUCCUGGUGGCUCCUAUGUCAUGUGUCCACAUCUGACUGUUGAGAUUCAUCAUCAGUGUCCCCAAGGACAGACCCUCAUUCAGACCCGGUUUGUGUUCUGGUCCAAAGUGUAGUUUCUGUGUUGAUGUCUUUGUCCUCCUUCAGAUGUCCAACAUGAAGCUGCUCCUGCAGUCUGACAGAACCGAGAACCCAACUCUUUCUGUAAACUGUUAAAUACACAGCAGCUCACAGGAC
Messenger RNA from Stegastes partitus (bicolor damselfish), 1526 nucleotides. It is a transcript of the gene ttc19, whose product is annotated as tetratricopeptide repeat domain 19. The transcript has 11 exons. Gene Ontology annotation, cellular component: mitochondrial inner membrane. The coding region runs from base 24 to 1223 and encodes 399 amino acids. The record is from RefSeq and is a predicted model, not a curated record. NCBI's taxonomy places the organism in Eukaryota, Metazoa, Chordata, Actinopteri, Pomacentridae. Gene Ontology annotation, molecular function: protein binding. Gene Ontology annotation, biological process: mitochondrial respiratory chain complex III assembly.